AGUCCCAUCUGGAGAACCAAAUUGGCCCCCCAAAUCACCCUACGACGCCCUACUCAGCUCUCCCAGUGGCCGAAAGAAGCUGGAACAGCGCCGUGAUCGCGAUUCUCCCUCCCCAUCGCCACUACGAAGGCCCUCUUCCACGAGACGACCAAUGUCGAGGGGGCGAGUUUCAUCAGAUGACGAGGACGACGAUGAGGAGACACUGGAGCUCAAACUCAAGGCAAUCGAAGCACGAUUGAAGCUCAAAAAACUAAAACAAGCACGAGCUAGGCGGGCGGAGAGUGAAGAGGGUGACAAUGGCUCAAGGACGGGGUCGCGGGCAAAUACGUCAACUUCAGCACCCAUCAAGGUAUCUGGGUUACGGGUACCUCGCGAUAUUCCACGUCCACAAUCCGCUGUCCAGGUUCCAGGAUCUCCUGUGCGGAACAGCAGAGCUCCAGACGUUCAAAAAUCACCCGCGCGCGUGUUAUUGGGGAUCGACAAAGGAUUGAGAGCUCACGAUGUGUCCUUGAAGAGAGCAUCAAGUUUCAACCACCGGACCGAUGCUGCUCGUGAUGCUACUGGAUCAUUAUCGCGGGCGAAUUCCCAACGAGGUCGGACUGAAGUUAGCACUCCUGCUCCACGGGGAAAGAGUUUCAGCGAGCGGAUAGCGGAAAGCAGGUUGAAUGACAAGGAGCGUCAGGACAAGCUCUCGAGAAUUGAGAGCUCGCGAAGUCGUGGCUUCGGGGUCAGCGCGGAUGAUUUAUAUUCGUCUCAAGAUCUACCAGGAUCACGAACAAUGUCGUCACUAUCUUCUAGCAGCACCAGGACCGAAAGCCGUGCGAUGGCCCCACCUGUCAAUAAUACUCAAUAUCUCCAAAAGAGCCGCUCCUUAGCCGCUAUAGAGAAGUCCGCGACACCAAGAAGGUCUCACGCCACCACCACCACAUUCUCCUCUAAAUCCUCAGCUAGCAACACUCGCAACCCUAAGCCUCCUCCAUCCACCGCAAACCCCUCUUCCGAACUUUCUAACGUCAAUGAAUCCAUCGAACCUUCAAUCUUCGAGACUUUCUCUGGCUUCCACCUCUCAAAACGUCUUAUCCCGCACAACACUUUAACCCGUACCCUGGACGGCAAGUCCCUCUAUAAUCUCCCGAAACUUCUCAAAGAAGUCAAAGGCCCAGAAUAUGACACUCCAGAUGUUGAAUCCGACUAUGUGGUGCUAGGCAUCAUCGCCUCGAAGUCAUCUCCUUUAACGCCCAAGAACGCUCGCAAGAUCAACGCUAGUGACAACGACCCAGACGAUGCUGCAAAUGGGCCAAGCAAGUUCAUGGUACUGCACUUGACGGAUCUGAAGUGGGAGAUCGAUUUGUUUCUUUUCGAUACAGGCUUCUCCCAGUUCUGGAAGUUGAGCGUGGGGACCAUCAUUGCAGUGCUGAAUCCGGAGAUCAUGCCGCCACGAAACCGUGCCACCGGACAGUUUUCACUCAAACUAUCAAGCAGCGAAGACACUGUGCUGGAAAUUGGCAUGGCGCGGGACUUGGGAUUCUGCAAGGCGAUCAAAAAAGACGGCAAGGAGUGUCGGCAGUGGAUCGAUGGACGAAAGACAGAGUACUGUGAUUUCCAUGUCGAGCUGGCAAUUGAUAAGAGCAAAAGGGGUAGAAUGGAGGUCAACACUAUGACAGGUUUUGGAAAAGGAACGAGAGGGGGUGGUGGUAGCAGGGGCGGGCGUGGCGGGUCCGGUGGGAGGGGGGGGGGACAAGGCGGUAAAGACGAUGGAUUAGUGAGACAGGGGAGGUUUCAUGAUCGAAAUCUCCACGAGACAGUCUAUAUUGCUCCUGGGUCGAGGAGUGCCGCGCAGUUACUAGACGAGGAAGAUACGAUCACCGGAGUGGGCAGGGCGGAGGCGCAUCGGAAACGGCUCGCAGACCAGGAGAGGGAGAGGGAGUUAGCAAAGAGGCUAGGUGAGGCGGGGAAUGGUAUGGGCGCUGCUUAUAUGAAAGCGAGAGGUGUUGAUAAGCAAGAACAGGAAGAGAAACGAGCGGAGGCCGAGAAGCAGAAGGGCGAGAGUCUCGGCGAAGAAACGUUGAGUCUGCUGGGUCGAAAAGCUGGAGACGUCACACUAAGUCCUGUGAAGCGUAAACGAAGCACGGGGUUCAGCAGCACCAACAAGACAAGUGAGCCGAUGGGAUGGGGCGGAGCUUUCCAACGAGGCUUACCUGUUCCGAAAAAGAAAGAGCGAGAGGAGAGGGAAGUCAGUCCAGCCAAAAAGAAAGCGAGGUUCAUGCUCGAGAAGAAGGGUAUCAGGGAGCCAGGACGGGAUAGUCUUGGUGGAAUGGACAUUGGGCUGAUAGCUGCUAUGGACGAGGACGAUGACGAUGAUGACGGCUUGGAGAUUAUUCCCAGCAUGCGCUCCUCAUCAUCAGAACAUCGACUGUCACCUGAGCAGCCCUCCUUCUACGCUAUAAUUGCCUACGAAGACCCCUACGUCCAACCGCUCAUCCUCUCUGCACUCAAUAAACGCUUUCCCGAUCAGUACAACCUCAUUCCCUCCCUCUUGGAUCUCCCUUCUACCACGCCGUCACCAGAUAAAGCCCCGCAAAAGGAUUCAGAACCCAACCUCCUGCAAAUUCUCCCAUACGAAUCUCUCUUUUUGGACCACGCUCUCGCCCAUCCAACCACAUCCCUCAUAAACGCCUACAUUAUCCGUAAAGCGCUGAUCCGUAAGCACUACCUCGCCACCACCGUCGCGAACUGGAUCGUCAAGAACCCCGACGGUGUACUGAAAACGAACGUCGUGCCCGGCGAGAGCUUCGAGGUCGAUUACGUCGAGUUCCUAGACGAAGCAGUACUGGAAUGCUGGGGCCUAAGGGAGAGCUGGGACCGGAACACCGCCAAAGAAACCUCCCGCGAGGAGCGAGUCUCAGGCAGCGACCCCCAAGAGCGCGAAUGGUGGAUCCUCAAACCCGGCCUCAGCGACCGCGGGCAGGGCAUCCGCCUCUUCAGCUCCGAAGAAGAACUCACAGCGAUCUUCGAGGAAUGGGAUCCCGACAGCGACAGCGACAGCGACGACGACAACGAGAUCUCUCCCUCCCCCUCCCCCUCCGAGAACGAGAGCACCAGCCUCCCGCAACCCCCCAAGGAAGCGACGUCCUCAGACGACCGCAUCAUAACAUCCCACCUCCGCCACUUCACCGCGCAGCCCUACAUCCACCCGCCCCUCCUACUGCCCCCUCCCGGCGCACCCGCCGACGCGCCCCGCAAAUUCCACAUCCGCACCUACGUCCUUGCCUACGGCGCUCUGCGCGUGUUCGUCUACAAACCCAUGCUCGCCCUCUUCGCCGCGGCGCCGUACGUCCCGCCCUGGGUGUCCCCCGCCGCGGGUGCCGACGUCAACAGUGCCGCGGGCCUGCGCGCGCAUCUGACGAACACGUGUCUGCAAGAGACCGGGGAGCGGGAGGGGAGUGUGGGGUUGUUUUGGGAGUUGCCCGACGCCGUCGGCAACGCAGAAGCAGUAGACGGUAAGGGGUGGAAAGAGGAAGUGUUCCAGCAGAUCUGUGCUGUGACGGGCGAGGUGUUUGAGGCGGCGGCGAGGGGUAUGGGCGUGCAUUUCCAGCCGCUGCCGAAUGCGUUUGAGGUGUUUGGGUUGGAUUUUUUGGUUAAAGAUGGGGGGGAGGCGGCGUGCACGACGUAUUUGCUGGAGGUGAAUGCCUUUCCGGAUUUUAAGCAGACGGGGGUUGAGUUGAGGGAUUUGAUUGGGGGGCUGUGGGAGGGGGUUGUGGAUGUGGCUGUUGGGGGUUUCUUUGGGUUGGAUGGAGAAGCGGGGAGGGAUGAGAGGAUGGUAGAGGUGUUAGAUAUUGAUCUUGGGAGGCGGUAG
Molecule: messenger RNA, 3856 nt
Organism: Mytilinidion resinicola
Lineage: Eukaryota; Fungi; Ascomycota; Dothideomycetes; Mytilinidiales; Mytilinidiaceae
Product: TTL-domain-containing protein
Exons: 4
Coding region: 152-3856 (1234 amino acids)
Biological process (GO): protein modification process; DNA replication
Cellular component (GO): nucleus; P-body
Source: RefSeq, a predicted model, not a curated record